Molecule: messenger RNA, 3395 nt
Organism: Cannabis sativa
Lineage: Eukaryota; Viridiplantae; Streptophyta; Magnoliopsida; Rosales; Cannabaceae
Product: phosphatidylinositol 4-phosphate 5-kinase 6
Exons: 8
Coding region: 644-2965 (773 amino acids)
Biological process (GO): phosphatidylinositol metabolic process
Molecular function (GO): 1-phosphatidylinositol-4-phosphate 5-kinase activity; ATP binding
Source: RefSeq, a predicted model, not a curated record
GAAAAGUGAUUAGAUUGGUAUUGAAUUGAACAUAUCAUCCACCACCACUAGCAUUUAAUUUAACAUUUAACAAUUAACACCACCAUUUGUGUCUUUAGUUUCUUCCUUCCAAAUGUUUGGUCUGCUAGCGCUUUAAGGAGCCAAAUCCGGAAUCGAGGAACAUUGUGUUGAAUCCUUUGUUCAAACCUAACCAAACAUUAAAAAAAUAAAAACAAAAAAUAAAAAUUACACACACAGAAGAAAGAAAGAAAGAAAGAAGAAUAGAACAAAAGAAAAAGCUUAUUAGAGAGACAUUGGUACUAAAUAACCUUUUCUCUCCUUUCCCCAUCAAUCCAACAGUUUCAUUCAUACACUUCCUUUUCCUUUUUCUUCUUUUCUUUUCUCUAUUCCUUCCAAAAUCUGAAAUACCCCAUUUCACAAAACUAAAGAAACUUACCCAAAAAAAAAACAACACACAAAACAACAAAGCAUAGAUUUUUCCUUUUAUUUUUCUUUUCCAGGCUUCUGGGUUUGUUUCAGAAAUGGGGUUUUGUUAUUUUUUUGGUUCUGGUGAAGAUUCUGCAUUGUUUGAGAAAUGGGUUUUUGUUAUUUGAUCUGGGUUUUCAUGGAGGAAGGUGAAUAAUGAAGAGAGAGAGAGGAAUGAAUGUUGAAAAAUAGAAUGAGCAAAGAACAGUACGGCAUUGUGAAGGCCUGGGAAUCAAAAGUCCGUAAGUCACAACAAGCGGUUGUAGCAAAGAAGAGGACAAAUAGUUUGUUCACAACAAUGUCUGUAGCUCCAGCUGAUGAUGAUCCAGGUGAAAUUUUCCAUGCUGAGAAGGUUAUCUCCAAUGGUGACUUUUAUACAGGUCAGUGGGCUGAUAACCUUCCUCAUGGUCAUGGUAAGUAUUUGUGGACAGAUGGGUGUAUGUAUGUUGGUGAGUGGUAUAAAGGAAAAACUACUGGGAAAGGCAAGUUUAGUUGGCCUUCUGGUGCCACCUAUGAAGGUGAAUUCAAGAAUGGUUUUAUGGAUGGUAAAGGGACUUAUACAGGUUCCUUAGGUGAUACUUAUAGAGGUUAUUGGGUUAGGAAUUUCAAACAAGGUCAAGGGAUCAAGAGUUAUUCUAAUGGGGAUUAUUAUGAGGGUGAUUGGAAUAGAGGGUUACAAGAUGGUCAUGGGAGAUAUCAAUGGAAGAAUGGGACUCAUUAUGUUGGACAAUGGAGGAAUGGUUUGAUUGAUGGUUGUGGUACAAUGGUUUGGAGUAAUGGAGAUAGGUAUGAUGGGUCUUGGGAAGAGAAUUUGCCUAAAGGGAAUGGAACAUUCAAGUGGGCUGAUGGGAAUUUCUAUGUGGGCACUUGGAGUAAGGACCCAAAAGAACAGAAUGGAACAUAUUAUUACCAAUCUGGAUCUUCAGGGGAAUCUGAUUUUGAUCCAAAUGAGGUUUACAUGGAGUAUUUGAAUGAUUUUAAGAUAAGUUCUUGUGAAAAAAUCCCAGUUUUCCCUUCACAGAAAGUGAUUCCUUGGUCUGCAAAUGAAAGUGAUUUCUUGCAAAAACAGCCCAUUUUCAGGAGAGGAAAUGAUUCAAGUGGGAAGCCUAGGAGGACCUCAGUUGAUGGGAGAGUGAGUAACUAUUGUAGAGAAUCCCCAACUGAUAGCUCUGAUGGAAUUGAAGGGUAUGGAAAUUCUGAGCUGCAGAGUUGCAGAGGCUACAAGCAGAAGCCAUUCAGCUUACAGCCAGUGAAGAAACAAGGGUUGACUAUAGCUAAAGGCCACAAGAAUUAUGAACUCAUGCUCAAUCUUCAGUUGGGAAUCAGGCAUUCAGUUGGAAGGCCUGCUCCAACAACAUCCCUUGAUCUGCGGUCUUCCGCAUUCGAUCCUAAGGAAAAAGUGUGGACCAAAUUUCCUCCAGAAGGAUCCAAAUACACUCCACCACACCAAUCAUGUGACUUCAGAUGGAAAGAUUAUUGUCCUGUGGUUUUCAGGUCUCUGAGGAAACUGUUCAAGGUGGAUCCAGCUGAUUACAUGCUAUCUAUAUGUGGAAAUGAUGCCCUUCGAGAGCUUUCGUCUCCUGGAAAAAGUGGCAGCUUCUUUUACCUAACUAACGAUGAUCGCUACAUGAUAAAGACGAUGAAGAAAGCAGAAGUAAAAGUUCUCUUACGGAUGCUUCCUGCUUACUAUAAACAUGUCCGUGCUUUCGAGAAUACUCUGGUCACCAAAUUUUAUGGCCUUCAUUGUGUAAAAUUAACCGGAGCUACUCAGAAGAAGGUGCGAUUUGUCAUAAUGGGGAAUCUCUUUUGCUCUGAGUAUCACAUUCAUAGGCGCUUUGAUUUAAAAGGUUCUUCUCACGGACGCUUGACCGAUAAACCAGAGGCAGAAAUUGAUGCAACAACAACUCUCAAAGAUCUUGAUCUCAAUUACAUAUUCCGCCUACACAAUGUUUGGUUUCAAGACUUUUGUCGGCAAGUAGAUAGAGAUUGUGAUUUUCUUGAGCAAGAAAGGAUUAUGGAUUACAGCUUAUUGGUUGGACUUCACUUUCAAGAAGCUUCAUAUCAGGAACCGCUCACACCCGAAGAGCAAGCUGCUGGAAUCAAUACUCCUCCUGGUUAUUUCUUGGCAUCUAGGUUUGGAGAUCUUGACAAUCAAGCUAACCCUUGCACGUCCAGAGCCGAUAUUGAUCAGCUUAUUUCAGACCCUACUCGGUUGGCUUCGGUUAGGUUAGGUAUUAGCAUGCCAGCACGAGCUGAAAGGACAGCGAGAAGAACUGAUUACGAGACUCAACUGGUUGGAGAACCAACAGGAGAAUUAUACGACAUCAUCCUGUUUUUCGGUAUAAUAGACAUACUACAAGACUAUGAUAUUAGCAAGAAGCUUGAGCAUGCAUACAAAUCGUUCCAAUAUGAUCCAACAUCAAUCUCUGCCGUCGAUCCAAAACAAUAUGCCAAACGCUUUCGUGAUUUCAUCUUCAGAAUUUUUGUAGAAGACACAUGAAAGGUACCAUAUCUUGACCCCAAAACUAUUAACCUUAGCAGCAGCAGCAGUUGCUGGCCAUUCAUGUAUAGUUAUUCAGCAGGAAGCUUCAUCCAUUUUGGUCCUUAACACAGCCACUGCAAAUCGAAAUAUCGUUGCCAGGAGUACAAUGCUUCAGCAGUUUCGGAUUUUGCAUCUUUUUUAAUUUUUUUUCUUUCUCAUCAUCAUUGUUUUUUAAUCUAUAGUUACAGUUAUAUAUAAAUAUAUAUAUGUAUAUGACAUGUUCUAGUGAAAGUAUAGAUCAAAGUCAUAGCCAGAGCCCACUCAAAAGUCAAAACCAUGUUUGUCUAAAAAAAAUUGUAAAUGAGUUUUUUUUCUUUCCCCAGAAAGAAUGAACCUCUCUCUCUGAUGUGAUUCAUUUUGUAUUCAAUUUCAGAUAUUUAUUUGUUUA